This is a messenger RNA of Cololabis saira (Pacific saury), 1389 nucleotides long. It is a transcript of the gene hoxa11b, whose product is annotated as homeobox A11b. Bases 232 to 1104 code for a protein of 290 amino acids. The record is from RefSeq and is a predicted model, not a curated record. Gene Ontology annotation, cellular component: nucleus. The transcript is spliced from 2 exons. Gene Ontology annotation, biological process: anatomical structure development; regulation of transcription by RNA polymerase II. Lineage: Eukaryota; Metazoa; Chordata; Actinopteri; Beloniformes; Belonidae. Gene Ontology annotation, molecular function: DNA-binding transcription factor activity, RNA polymerase II-specific; RNA polymerase II cis-regulatory region sequence-specific DNA binding.
GUGGUUUAAUUCUUUGACUCAAAGCCUACACGUUGAGACGUAGGCUAUCUGUCAUAUUCUGCCAGUGGUCACAUGGCUUUGGGCCUCAGGAAUGGAUAGAGAUGGAUUCCCACGUCACCUUGUACGUCUAAGGAUUUCUGUUCCACCAGUGCGCCUCAAAGUGACUGGAGCGCAGCGUCGCGGCGGAACAAUGCGAGGAUUACCGUAGAAAAACGCUUCCAACAGCAGAAUAUGGAUUUUGAUGAGCGGAUAUCUGGACCCAACAUGUAUUUACCGAGCUGCACUUACUACGUCUCCGGAGCGGACUUCUCGGGUCUCCCUCAUUAUUUAACCCAGAGCCAGUCCUCCUGCCCCGUGACAUACUCCUACCAGUCCUCAGCCCUGCCACAGAUCCCCUCCGUGAGAGAUGUGGCUUUCAGAGACUAUGGCAUUGAUACUUCCAGUAAAUGGCACCACAGCAGGGGGAGCCUGUCACACUGCUACGCCGAGGACAUGGUGCACAGCAGGGACAGCUGGGGGAGCGCAGCCUCGCGGGGGGGCGAGAUCCUGCACGUGAAAGGCGGCUCCGGCGGCGGCCACUGCGGCUCCUCCGGCGGCGGGGCUCCCAGCCUCUGCGGCGGUGGUGGUGGCAGCAACGUGGGCAGGAACGGGGUCCUUCCGCAAGCUUUCGACCAGUUUUUCGACACUGCGUACGGGAGCGCGGAGGGCAGCGCCACGGCGCCGACGGCGCAAGCCGCCACCUGCACGGACGCGGACAGACUCGCCAAAACGAGCCCGGCGCGCCCCGGCCGGCCCGGCUCGGACGCGGCGGAGAGCUGCAGCCCCAAGUCCUCCUCCGGCCUCAGCGAGGAGAAGCAGAGCCGGAGCAGCAGUGGCCAGAGGACGCGCAAGAAGAGGUGUCCAUACACCAAGUAUCAGAUCAGGGAACUGGAGAGGGAGUUCUUUUUCAGCGUUUACAUCAACAAAGAGAAGCGUAUGCAGCUCUCACGGAUGCUCAAUCUGACUGAUCGCCAGGUUAAAAUCUGGUUUCAGAACAGGAGGAUGAAGGAGAAGAAACUGAACAGAGACCGUUUACAGUACUACACUACAAAUCCUUUGCUAUAAAAACUGGACAAAGACUGUUGUCAAGCAUGGACUUAUACACAUCCACAUCUGUGUCAUUAGGAGAACGUUUUUAUUUUAUUUUCAUCUUUUGGUUUAAUUUACCAACACCCAAAGAAAAUGUAAUUAUUCAUACACAAUCAUAUCUAUUAUUAUUAUUAUUAUUAUUAUUAUUAUUAUUAUUAUUAUUAUUAUUAUUAUUAUUAUUAUUAUUAUUAUUAUUAUUAUUAUUAUUAUUAUUAUAAGUUACGUGGUUUCGUGCAUGAAAAGGCGUGACUGUACUGCUAU